GGACAUGGCAGAUUUUCCUUGGAUUUCAGGGUGGUGGUGGAUUGGGGGUUGGCCAUUGUGAGGCCGCCUGCGGGGUGUUGGUGUUCUCUCCUUGCCCCAAAUCCCGAUUCUUUUCAUGGAUAAAAUGAGGAGGAGACACCCAAGCAGCUUCCAGAGGCUGAUCCUGACUGGGCUCUGCUUUCUCUUCCAGCCAAAGCCCUCAAAGAUGGAUAUAGAAGACUGUAACGGGCGAGCCUACAUACCUGGAAUCUGCUCUUCCUGGAAGGUGAGUGGCUGCGUGCGCCCUGCCAGCGACGCAGACAUGCACACGCAGCCCGGAAUCCAGCGCUGUUUCCAAGGAGUUGGAUGUGAUAACACUCCAGGGUAUCUCCAGCAAGGCAGCGGGGAUUCCUCCCUGGAGAAGGAAUUCACCUCGGCGAUCGUGGGCCCCACGGUGAGCACCCCCAACAGCCAGCACUCCUCCCCGAGCCGCUCCCUCAGCGCCAACUCCAUCAAGGUGGAGAUGUACAGCGACGAGGAGUCCAGCCGGCUGCUGUCGCAGGACGAGCGGAUGCUGGAGAAGGAGGACAGUGUCAUCGUGGAGGACUCGCUCUCGGAGCCCCUGGGCUACUGCGACGGGGCGGGCCCGGAGCCGCACUCCCCCGGGGGGAUCCGCCUUCCCAACGGGAAGCUGAAGUGCGACGUCUGCGGCAUGGUCUGCAUCGGCCCCAACGUGCUCAUGGUGCACAAGCGCAGCCACACCGGAGAAAGGCCCUUCCACUGCAACCAGUGCGGGGCCUCCUUCACCCAGAAGGGAAACCUCCUGCGCCACAUCAAGCUGCACUCGGGCGAGAAGCCCUUCAAAUGUCCCUUCUGCAACUACGCCUGUCGCCGGCGGGACGCGCUCACCGGCCACCUCCGCACGCAUUCCGUCUCCUCCCCCACCGUCGGCAAACCCUACAAGUGCAACUACUGCGGCCGGAGCUACAAACAGCAGAGCACGUUGGAGGAGCACAAGGAGCGCUGCCACAGUUACCUCCAGAGCCUCAAUCCCGAGCCGCAGGCGCUGCCCGGCCAGCAAGGUCAGUGCCGGGGGG
Messenger RNA from Manacus vitellinus (golden-collared manakin), 1076 nucleotides. Its product is annotated as zinc finger protein Eos-like. The transcript has 6 exons. The annotation marks the transcript as partial. Gene Ontology annotation, biological process: regulation of transcription by RNA polymerase II. NCBI's taxonomy places the organism in Eukaryota, Metazoa, Chordata, Aves, Passeriformes, Pipridae. Gene Ontology annotation, molecular function: RNA polymerase II cis-regulatory region sequence-specific DNA binding; DNA-binding transcription factor activity. The record is from RefSeq and is a predicted model, not a curated record.